AUUGUAAAUAUGUUCGGUUAUCUUCGGAUAUCCAUUCGGGUUCGGGUAUUAUCCGUUCGGGUUCGGGUAUCCAAUCUCUCCUUAUUCAAUACCCGUUCGGGUAUUUUGCUACUUCGGUUCGGAUUUCGGUUCGGGUUUUUUGGAUCGGGUUCGGGUGCCACUUCGGAUUUCGGGUAAAGUGCCCACCCCUAUAAGGGAUUAACUUUAAAACCGGAUUGGUUUGACUCACCUCUUUACGUUUCAAAAUUGAGGUCGACUAUCAAAUAGAGAAAAGAAAAAGAAAAUAAAAGUUAUUAGCCGGUUCAAUCGUCCGGUAUUUUCCACAAACUUAGCAAAAACCUAAUUUCCGUUCACAGUAGAAGAAGAACACAAGCCUUACCGUUUCCUGUUCUGUCCCAAAUCGAAACUCGAACCAAACGAACUCUGUCAAAAGACUCAAAAAUAGGUGAAAAUUGUCUGAUCAAUGGCGCAAGGAGAACUCAAGAGCUCCGUGCUAAACAGGAAACGAAACCCUAAAUCACCCGUUGCUUCUCGCUCAAGCAAGAGGCAGAAGAUAGCAGAACAUAGAAAGUCUCUUCCUAUAGCUUCAGAGGAGGAACGUCUUAUUGAGGCGGUUCAAAAGAAUGAUAUUCUGAUUAUUGUUGGUGAAACCGGUAGUGGGAAGACUACUCAGCUGCCUCAGUUCCUGUUCAAUGCUGGUUUCUGUCGGGAAGGAAAGAUGGUAGGGAUAACACAGCCGAGGCGUAUCGCUGCCUUGACCAUUGCCAAAAGGGUAGCUGAGGAAUGUGAUGUUCGGUUAGGACAAAAGGUUGGCUACUCCGUUAGGUUUGACGAUACUACUUCUAGCUCCACGAGGUUAAAAUACAUGACUGAUGGUUUCUUGCUGAGAGAGGCGUUGGUGGAUCGGCUUCUUUCUAGAUAUUCAGUCAUUAUUAUCGAUGAAGCUCACGAGAGGACUGUUCAUACUGAUGUUCUCCUAGCCUUGCUUAAAAAGGUGCAACGGGAGAGAAGUGAGAUUGGUGGUGGUGUGUUGAGAGGGUGUCAAGGCAGAAAAGUAUCUCCGUUAAAGCUGAUAAUCAUGUCCGCGAGUUUGGACGCACGUGUUUUCUGUGACUACUACGGCGGUGCCAAAGAUUUUCGUGUGGAAGGGAGACAGUUUGAUGUGGACAUUUUUUACACUGUUCAUCCCGAGACUGAUUAUGUAGAUGCAGCUUUGAAUACUAUAUUUCAGAUACAUUCGGAGGAGGAAGAAGGUGAUAUACUUGUUUUCCUCACUGGACAAGAGGAGAUUGAAUCUGUUGAGAGACUAGUCCAAGAAAAACUUAAGCAUUUACCUGAAGACGAGAGGAAGCUGCUGCCACUUGCUAUCUUUUCUGCUCUUCCAUCAGAGCAGCAGAUGAGAGUUUUCGCCCCUGCGCCUAUUGGUUUCCGUAAGGUGGUUUUGGCCACAAAUAUAGCGGAGACAUCGAUUACAAUUCCUGGAAUAAGAUAUGUGGUAGACUCUGGGGUUGUUAAGGCACGAACCUAUGAUCCGAACAAAGGAAUGGAGACGCUUGAUGUUGUUCCAGUAUCAAAAGCACAGGCCAUUCAACGAAGUGGGCGCGCAGGACGUGACGGUUAUGGGAAAAGUUUCCAUCUUUAUCCUGAGAGGGAUUUUUGGAAACUGGAGGAUUCAACCAAACCAGAGAUCAAGAGAUGCAAUCUCUCUAAUGUCAUUUUGCAGCUCAAGGCUCUGGGGAUUGAUGAUAUUCUUGGAUUUGAUUUUAUUGAUAAACCUUCAAGGAGCGCCAUUGUAAAAGCAUUGGCGGAGUUGCACUUGCUUGGUGCCUUGACUGAUGAUUGCAAACUAGCAAAACCCGCUGGGGAACAAAUGGCACGGCUCCCACUAGAGCCUGUUUACUCCAGAGCUCUGAUUUUAGCCAAUCAGUUCAAUUGUCUUGAGGAAAUGUUAAUCAUUGUUGCAAUGCUUUCUGUGGAAUCCAUAUUUUAUGAUCCUCGUCAGAAGAGAGAAGAGGCAAGAACUUCAAGAAACCACUUUGUUAGCGUUGAAGGGGAUCAUCUAACUUAUCUCAGUGUCUAUCGAGAGUUGGAUGAGUUCUUGGAGGAGAGAAAGGCGGAAAAAAGUGAAGCGAAAGUUGAGAAAAUUAUGAGAAAGUGGUGUAAGGUCAACUUCGUGAAUAGUCGUUCCUUGAAACAUGCUCGUGACAUUUAUAGACAAAUUCGUGGAAACGUUGAACAGAUGGGUUUUAAUGUGUCUUCAUGCGGAAACGACAUGCUUGAGUACCGUAGAUGUAUUGCUGCGUCGUUUUUCCUUAAAGCAGCACAGAGACAGAUGGAUGGUACAUACAGGGCUUUGGAAAGUGGUGAGAUUGUGCACAUCCACCCAAGUUCUGUUUUAUUCCGUUCCAAACCUGAGUGUGUUAUCUUCGACGAGCUUAUGCAAACCAGCCAGAAGUACAUCAACAACCUGACAAGAAUUGAUCCUUUAUGGUUGGCUGAGUUGGCUCCUCAUCAUUACAAAACAGAAGAGUGACUUAACGCGAGUUAUUGUUGUUUUUGGUGGUAUACAACCUUCAAAACUCAAAAGGGCUAUAUAUUCUCUUUGUGCUUCAUCAAAGUGAAUGAUUGAAAAUUUACAGAACUGGAAACCCAUUUACUCUGUUUUGUGUAAAGCAAAAAGAGGACCACUAUGAAAACAAGGAAGCAAAGAGUACAUCUUGUUAUACU
Brassica rapa (field mustard) is the source of this 2727-nucleotide messenger RNA. RefSeq names its product pre-mRNA-splicing factor ATP-dependent RNA helicase DEAH10. Gene Ontology annotation, molecular function: double-stranded RNA binding; helicase activity; ATP binding. Lineage: Eukaryota; Viridiplantae; Streptophyta; Magnoliopsida; Brassicales; Brassicaceae. The record is from RefSeq and is a predicted model, not a curated record. Gene Ontology annotation, cellular component: intracellular anatomical structure; nucleolus. Gene Ontology annotation, biological process: positive regulation of transcription by RNA polymerase I.